AUGACAGGAGUCAUUUCGAAAUUGAGCAAGGGCAUUGAUUGUGCCUCAAUGGGCCACUCUUCACGGGGUGGAUUGUGGGCUUCACUGGAGAAAUUCAGCACGAAUGUUGUGGAGGUGCAAAGGUUGGUAGAGUCAUUUGCAGGCUGUGACUCUGCACCAAUUCUUAGAAAGUUUCGCGAUACGGUCGAAGUUGGAGCCAUCACCUGUAUAGGGUCAUUGGUUAAUAGAACUGUUGACUUUGAACAGUCCAGGUUACGGGAGCGCUACUCUAUACAGACUGGAUUUGACGCUGACCUUGAUCGUCUGAAAAGGCGAUAUGACGGCAUGGAAAGUUUCUUGACCGAAGUUGUCAACAACAUCAUAGCAAACUCUGCCUCAUGGGCUCGACAGUAUAUCAAAUCCUGCAUAUUCCUACCCCAGCUUGGGUUUUUGCUGGUAGUCGACCUCGAUGAGUCGACUGGAGACGGAAAGUACUGUGGUGAAGGGCAAUCGCAUGAUUUGUGGGAAAAGAUAUUCACUGCGGAUGAUUCAGUCUGUUACAAAACGAAACAAAUGAGAGAGCUUGACGAAGCCUAUGGUGAUAUUUAUUGCCAAAUAGGAGAGAAGUUGAGAUUUUGCACAAAUUGGCCUCGAGUGUUUUAG
Molecule: messenger RNA, 642 nt
Organism: Akanthomyces muscarius
Lineage: Eukaryota; Fungi; Ascomycota; Sordariomycetes; Hypocreales; Cordycipitaceae
Exons: 3
Coding region: 1-642 (213 amino acids)
Source: RefSeq, a predicted model, not a curated record